AUGUUAUACGGUUGUUUCAGGUUAAUACUAAUAUUCUUUUCUUUAGCGUGUUUAAUACUUACUUGUUUUGCAGUGACUGGCUCAUAUGAAAAUAAGUCGUAUUUAACACCAACUUAUUUGAUUAAUUUUCAUUUAAACGGGUUGGACUUGAAGAAAAUAAUUGACGACUCUGUGGGCUCAUUUGGGAAGAGACAACACCCGGAUUUGAAGAGAGGAGAUGUGGAUUUAAAAAGAGAAGACACAACUGCAACACCUACAAUUGCAAUACCAACGGGUUUGGCUGCUGCUGCUACUAGUUUAAUCAAUCAGCCAGGAUUCACUUCGAAUUUAGCUAAUGUCGCAUCAUCUGUAGGAAUUUCUAUCCCUUCGAGUGUCCCAACAUCAACUGGAGAAAUUGUCUCGACUGUUCAAGCCGCUAUUGCCGACUUACUAAAUAAUGUGACACCUGCAGAGUUGGGUAUUGCUGAUGUUUAUUCCACAAGUUUUUGGGGUUACUGCCGUGGUGAGAGAAUCUCCAAUGGUACCACCACGUUUGACAAUGCGUUGGGAAGAUUUAUUGACCAAAACUUUGACAACUCAAAAGUCAACUAUACUUGGUGCUCUCCACCAAAAGCUGGUUUUUUCUUUGAUCCCGUGGAGAUUUUUAAGCAGGAAAUGAAUAGAACAAUCGAUGGAGUUGCUGUUGAUACACAAUCUCAAGUAGUUAAUCAAUUAUCUGCUCAAUAUAAAAAUGAACUAAAGGUGCUUAUUGGUAAUCUUACAAACGAGGAUUUGCAUUUACCAGGUGAUCUUCAAAAGAAUUUAGAGACAUUGAAUAAUCUAACAUUAGCUGGAUUUGCGUUGAUGGUCAUUGCUGCUUGCUUGUCAUUUAUUUCUAUUAUUUUCCAACUUUUGGCAUUUUGCUUAUCUCCAGAUAGCUGUUGUCUAUCCUUCUUGAAUUUCAUGUUUCAAUUUGCAAUUUUCAUCAUAUCGAUCUUGGGUGCUGCUUUAAUCACUGGCUGUUAUGCUUAUGUUCGAAGACUAGUGAAUGAGAAUGUUGGUGAUUUCGGAAUAAAAUCGUUUUUGUCGAUAAAUUUUUAUGCGUUUGCUUGGUCUGCAGCUGUGGCCGCUCUAUUGGUUGUGAUAUUCAACUUGUUGGGUCAUUGCUGUGGAUGCUUUGGAACUGGAAGGAGGAGAUAUAGACGGGUGGAAACAGUCGCUUAUGAACAUCAUGGUGAAAAAUAUUGA
This is a messenger RNA of Lodderomyces oxycetoniae, 1227 nucleotides long. RefSeq lists its product as uncharacterized. The record is from RefSeq and is a predicted model, not a curated record. Bases 1 to 1227 code for a protein of 408 amino acids. Gene Ontology annotation, cellular component: plasma membrane; cell cortex of cell tip. NCBI's taxonomy places the organism in Eukaryota, Fungi, Ascomycota, Pichiomycetes, Serinales, Debaryomycetaceae. Gene Ontology annotation, biological process: fungal-type cell wall organization. The transcript has a single exon.